This is a messenger RNA of Vespula pensylvanica (western yellowjacket), 1216 nucleotides long. RefSeq names its product coatomer subunit epsilon (gene epsilonCOP). The transcript is spliced from 3 exons. Gene Ontology annotation, biological process: retrograde vesicle-mediated transport, Golgi to endoplasmic reticulum; intra-Golgi vesicle-mediated transport; endoplasmic reticulum to Golgi vesicle-mediated transport. Gene Ontology annotation, molecular function: protein binding; structural molecule activity. NCBI's taxonomy places the organism in Eukaryota, Metazoa, Arthropoda, Insecta, Hymenoptera, Vespidae. The record is from RefSeq and is a predicted model, not a curated record. Bases 56 to 958 code for a protein of 300 amino acids. Gene Ontology annotation, cellular component: COPI vesicle coat.
AUAGCGGAGCGAAAUAAGAAGAAAUUCUAGUACUAUCUAGUAUCGAAAUGACAAGAUGGCACGUCAGCAGCAAAGCGAUGUCGAUGAAUUGUUCGACGUAAAAAAUCACUUUUAUAUCGGUAAUUAUCAACAAUGUAUCAACGAAACACAAAAAAUCAAACCCUCUUCUCCAGAGGUAGCAAUGGAACGCGAUGUAUUUUUAUAUCGUGCUUACAUAGCACAAAGGAAAUUCCGUAUUGUUUUAAAUGAAAUCAAUAAUUCAUCACCAUUAGAAUUACAACCAUUGAAAACUUUAGCGGAUUAUUUUGCAAAUCCGUCACGUAGAGAAGCAAUCGUUGCGGAAUUAGAUCAAGCAGCAAAUCACACUAAUUUAGACAAUCACAAUUUUAUGAUUGUUGCUGCUACUAUAUACUAUCACGAAAAGAAUUUAGAAUCUGCUUUACGAGUACUUCGUAAUGUGGAUCAUUUGGAAUGUUUAGCAUUAACAUUGCAAAUUUACUUGAAGAUGGAUCGGUUGGAUCUGGCUAGAAAAGAACUCAAAACGAUGCAAGAGAAAGAUGAUGAUGCUACGUUAACACAGCUUGCUCAAGCAUGGUUAAACAUAAGCAGUGGAGGGGACAAAUUACAGGAUGCUUAUUAUAUAUUUCAGGAAAUGAUUGAUAAGCAUUCCAGUACAAGUAUGUUGUUAAAUGGCCAAGCUACUUGUUUUAUUGGUCAAGCAAAAUACGAAGAAGCUGAAACAGCUUUGCAAGAAUCACUUGAUAAAGAUAGUAAUAAUCCUGACACCUUAAUCAAUAUGAUUGUCCUUUCACAACAUAUGGGAAAACCACCUGAAGUUGCAAAUCGUUAUUUAAGUCAAUUAAAGGAUUCUCAUUUGGAACAUCCAUUUGUUCAAGAAUAUUUGCAAAAAGAAAUUGAAUUUCAAAGACUUAGAAAACAAUAUUCAUCGUCUGCCUAAAUUGCAAUACAUUCAGACUUUGGCAUUCCAUGGAUCGAGUAAAAUACAAGUAUUAAUGAGAAUAUUGAGUCAGUUUUGAAUAGGGCAUACUACAGAAUGUAGACAAUAUUUAUGGGACAAAGUGUAUGAGAUUUUGUCACGAGGCUUGAUUGAAUGAUAGUAAAGCAGUUUGCUCUUAAGCAAGAAUAUUCUGUUUUUAUAUAAAUUUCUAUGACAUAAUCACAGAAAUAAACGUACAUGUUCAGAGAUUUUCCAAAA